Polistes canadensis is the source of this 1064-nucleotide messenger RNA. RefSeq names its product N-terminal Xaa-Pro-Lys N-methyltransferase 1 (gene Ntmt). Gene Ontology annotation, molecular function: N-terminal protein N-methyltransferase activity. The transcript is spliced from 5 exons. NCBI's taxonomy places the organism in Eukaryota, Metazoa, Arthropoda, Insecta, Hymenoptera, Vespidae. Bases 170 to 868 code for a protein of 232 amino acids. Gene Ontology annotation, cellular component: cytoplasm. The record is from RefSeq and is a predicted model, not a curated record. Gene Ontology annotation, biological process: N-terminal protein amino acid methylation.
UUUAAUUAUUUUCUUGUACAAAUUUAAAUAUUUAAAAUAACUAUUUUUAAUUAAAUAUUUACAUACGUUUAAUAUGCAAAAUGUAUGGCUAUGAUAUAAUCUUGAAUGCAACUCAAUGUUGAAUGGAAGCACGUGUUUAUAAAAUUAGUGACAAACAUAAAAUUUUAAUAUGGAAGUGAAACGUAAAAUAGAACUUGACAAUAAGUGUUAUAAAGCUUCUGAAAAAUAUUGGGAUCGCAUUCCUCCUACUAUUAAUGGAAUGCUAGGUGGUUUUGGAUUUUUGUCAGGACAGGAGAUAGAUGGUUCAUCAAAAUUUCUAUCUUCAUUAUUUAAGUUAGAAAAUCCACCUUCAAGGCAACAUGCAUUAGACUGUGGUGCUGGGAUUGGUCGUGUAACGAAAAAGUUAUUAAUAAAAUAUUUUGAAAAUGUUGACUUAUUAGAACAGAAUCCAAAAUUUAUUGAAUCUGCAAAAACAUAUUUAAGAAAUAAUAUCUCAAGAAUAGGCUUCCAUUGUAGUGCGCUACAAAACUUUCAUCCAACGCCACAGAAGUAUGAUGUUAUUUGGUGCCAAUGGGUUCUAGGUUAUAUUAAUGAUGAACAUUUAGUGGGAUUUCUCAAAAAUUGUGUGUCAGGUUUGAAAAAGGAAGGUGUAUUAGUUGUAAAAGAGAAUGUAACUAGAUCUGAUGUUUUGGAGUUCGAUAAAACAGAUUCUUCUAUAACAAGACCUUAUAAGGAUUUAGUAGGUAUAUUUGACAAAGCUGGUUUGAUUUGUAUACAAAGGAAGUUGCAAAAGCAUAUGCCUCUUGGUUUAUAUCCAGUUUAUAUGUUUGCUCUUAAACCAAAAAAUGAAUCGGUGCAAACAGAAUAAUUAAUAAUAGAGUAAUAGAUAUAGAAAAUUUUUUUUUUAUAUUACUUUCUUAUCCUUUAUGUACAUUUUUUUAAUAAAAAUAACUUUUUAAUUGAAAUAAAUCAAAAUGAAAUAAAAUUAAGCAAAUUAAGCGAGUAUUAAAACUUCUAUUUUUGAUGUAACGACAAAUGAAACAUUAAAUUCUUAAUCAAUCUAA